This is a messenger RNA of Cotesia glomerata, 2915 nucleotides long. RefSeq names its product unconventional myosin-XVIIIa-like. Bases 2179 to 2823 code for a protein of 214 amino acids. Lineage: Eukaryota; Metazoa; Arthropoda; Insecta; Hymenoptera; Braconidae. The record is from RefSeq and is a predicted model, not a curated record. The transcript is spliced from 10 exons.
AUGUUUUCCCCUUCUGUUUAAUAUUUCCCCUUCGUUCGCACGACAUUAGGCGGAGCAUAUUUAUAUGUGUGAGAGCAUAAGUGUGAGGUCGAUAAGAUAGUUAUUUUCUAAACCGUCUUAGCCUUAUCACCAUAAAAAUAUAAACAUAACCCUUGCUGUAUAAAUAUAAGUAUCAGUAAACAUGUAGUAUAAACAUUAUAAAAAUAGAUGCUUAUUUAGUUAAUUAAUAAUUAUUCUAAUAUUACUCAUCAUCCUUAAGUCUCAGUGCAUAAUGUCAGAUAACUUAACUCAUCAAGUUGCUCAAAAACAGCUAAUUUUGGAAAAUAAGCCUUCCUGUCGCUUAACACUUCAACAAAAACUCGAUAUUAUUAAGCUGCUCGAUGAAAAUCACUCAAAAACUGACAUAGCUGAUCAAUACGGAGUAACAAGAACUGCAAUUUACAAAAUAUAUAAAGCUCGUGACAAGAUACUAAAUAAUAAUAAUAAUAAUGUUACUUGUGAUAAUAUCGAUAAUUAUUAUGAUAAAAAAUUGUUUGAUCAAAAAGCAUUAGAAGCAGUUAACAUAUUACAACACUGGCAUCAAAUCAAUUGUGAUUUUAACAAUCAAGAUGUUAUUAAUGAUUGUAAAGUUUUAGAUAGUAACUUUAAACAAUUAAUAUAAAAUAUGUGUCAAUUGUAUUUAAUUCUGACAAAUUUUAAAAGUUAUCAAUAUAAAACGAAUAUUUAAAUUUCCCGGGCACUAUUUCAGUGUAUUGGUGAGUAACCACUCUUUGGAUUCAUUGGUUCAUAAAAAAUAAGCCACGCCUCUUUACGAUCUACUUUGAAUAGUUUCCUACCCCCGAGACCGAAACUUUAUAGAAAGUUUACUGUAAAUGAUAACAAUUAUUAUGGAAAACUUGUCAAAAUAUAAUCUUUCUUGGUUGUGAUAAUAACAUCCAAAAAAGGAUUCAUAAAAAGCGUUAAGGAUUAGAUAACUGUCUUUAAAAGUGUGACAAUCAGCGAGCUAAAACAGCAAUAGCCAUUGCUGCUGCUCCAAGAGUUGGUGAAAGAGUUGAAACAAAGAUCACCAACAUCAUAGUAUGUGGAAUAAUUGGUUAAGCUUAAGCUUUUUGUUUUUGUAAUCAAUGAUAAGUUAACCAUCGCAGUUUUAAACUCCAAAAUGUUCAAGAACUUUUCUCGUAUGGUUGUAAAAAAACGUGACAGAGCGAGGAUGUCUGCUAAAAAAUUGCUGAGACUUGAUAAGGUAUACAAAUCAUUGAAAAAACCAGGGCGUUGCAAAGAAAAGGAAAAAUCGUCUAGUGGAGUAACAGUUGGUUACAGUGCCUUCUUUCUGCUCAGCUGGAUCAUAGCAAUCUUUUAAAAAAUUCGGGCUCCAACUUAAACACUAGUUGCGGUGCAAGUUGGACGUCAUUAAUGUCUAUCACUAUUUGUUACCACAACAUAAUUUAGGCUGCACUGAUAAAUCGUUUGUCACCAUGAAAUUACCGAAAAAUGAUGACGGUGUUAUUAACGUUCCACUGCUGUGUUCACAAAUUCGUGGUAGACAAAUAAUUGAUGCAAUGCGUCUUCACAAAGUCGGAUUUCUAACGUAUUUACCAUUCGGUAAAUUCAGGCGCCGCUUUGGAUUACUUUUUAAUGAUUAUGCGGCUAAUGUACGCUCAUCAAGUCCUGUCGAAGACGAACGUAGAGUUGUGACAGACAUGCUAUUGACUAUGGACGUUGACGCUGCAUCUUACCGCGUUGGUCAGAGUCAGAUAUUCUUCAGAGCCGGUGCUUUAGAGCGAAUUGAGUCUCAACGAGAUGAAAAGUUGACGGGCCCUAUUGUGCUUUUGCAAGCAAGAUGUAGAGGGUACUUGGCGCGUAAAAAACUUAAUACAUUAAAGCUGACCCGGUGAACUUCGUAUCACCUAUAAUAUAUUUUACACCUUUCGAUCAGCGAUUACUGAUCUUUAAACUCUAAAUCUUAUAAAUCUCUAAAUCUUAUAAAUCUCUAAAUCUUAUAAAUCUCCAAAACUUAUAAUCUACUUCGAUGAAGAAUAAAUAAUAAAGAAUAAACACAGCCUUUAUUAAAUGUUCAUCGCACCGAAGAUCAGUUGAAAGCACGAACGGAAAAGCUAGAGUAGUUGAGAGCUAAAGUUGAAAAACUGGAACAAAAAAGAAAUCAUCUGAAGCACGACAAUGUCAAAUUGGAAGCUAAAAUUAUCAGAAGACAGAACUUUGUCUAAGUGUGAUGAUGAGCUGAGUGUAUUGACUGCUGAUUACGCGGAUGAGCACUCGACCUCGACAUUGGCAGCUGAGCGGAUAGACGCCGAAACCUCAGAGCGACUUCGCUUGGAACGUCAACUCGAAGAUGUUACUGAGACAAAUAAAACGCUCCAGCAAACUACUGAUAGAUUGGAAAUGGAGCUCCUCUAUGCGAGGGCUACUGAUUUAAAUCAAAUUACUCUCGGUGGAGAGGACAAUAAUCAAGAGGAUUGCGGUAUUUAUAAACAGAGAUACGAACACGCUAUCCGUGAGUUGAAAUUUACUAAAAGAAAAAUGGCUCAACAGCAUGAGGAUGAUUUGGAGCAGCUUGUCAAUCUCAAAAAACAGUUGGAGAAAAAGCUUGCUGAUGCUUACGAGGAAGUCGAGAAGCAACCGCAGGUAGUCAGUCAGUGGAAACGAAGAGUCCAAAAACUUAAUGGCGAGAUUCAUGACUUACGGCUGCUUCUUGAAGAACAGAUUGCCCGUAAUAAUUUAUUGGAGAAGAAACAGCGGAAUUUUUUUUUUAGAGAGGCUCAGCAUUGCUGGAAUAUCUCUCAACCACAGGGUUGGAAAUCCUGAACGUAGGAUCCAAACCUACUUUUGUCACUUCUCGAAGACAAGAAGUGAUUGAUUUAACACUGGGCUCUCGUAAGAUAGCACAAAUGGUCACA